AUGGCGAUCAAUUUCUCCGCCGCAUCAUUUGCAGCAUGCCUGGCUGGAUUCAAAGUCCCAAGGCAGAUCAUGUACUGCAUUGCUCAAGAUCCAAAUGCACCUUAUGUCUUUUAUAAAGACGGCAUGGAUCGAAGUCAACAAGUAUCAGCGCAAUGGGGAGCAAACGUUCCUCAGCAACAGCAUUCGAUGGGAGAAGUAAGAUACUCUCCACAUGUACAAAUACCAGCUCAUCAAUCCCAACAACAGUCAGCCCCUCCGCCACCCACCCAAUCAUCUUCUUCACAACAACAACAACAACAGUCUCGACAAUCUCAAUCUCAACAACCUCCAUCGCAGCAUCCCUCUCAAUCGUCCUCCUCUCAUCAAUCGCAACAAAACAACAACGGAGGAUCAUCGAACACGUCAAGUCCCCCGACCGUUCAAAAGGGUUCCGGAAACGAUGGGGAACCGACGAGCGGUGCGCGAAAUCACACGAAUAUAAUGACUUCUCCGGUACCUAGUCCUUUUGUGGGUGCUCAACAGCAGAAUGAAAAUCAAAUGAGUCGCGUGGAUGAUGACGUUUCCGUAUCGGUACCGCAGCAGCAAAAUAGUCCCAAAGACGGACAUGUUAACUGUGAUAAUCAAGUUCCUAACGUGGAACACAGAGUGUGCUUUCCAGGGCAAAAUCCUCACGUUCAACCCCCUCAGGAACAGAGCGCCAUAUUAAAGCGCAUUCAAACGGAUUUGAACGGAGGCAAUGCUGCUUACUAUCGUCCCGGACCAAUGUUAACUCCAGGUAGCUUUAUGCAUUAUCUAAAGCAACCUGGUUCUGGGGUCAUGAUUAUGGGCGAAGCCUUGGGCGAAGCAGGAUAUAAUGGUGUCUUAAACGAUAUGAGAGUGAGUUCGGAAGGGGGACAAAAUCAGGGGAAGCACAAAUCAAGCACUGAUCUCAGACUAUUUAAGUGUUUAUCAUGUGGUAAAGACUUUAAGCAAAAAUCAACGUUGCUCCAGCACGAGCGAAUACACACGGAUUCGAGGCCCUACGGUUGUCCGGACUGUGGGAAACGUUUCAGGCAGCAGAGUCAUCUCACGCAGCACAUUCGGAUUCACGCGAACGAAAAACCGUUUGCGUGCAUAUAUUGCGACCGAACGUUCAGGCAGCGAGCCAUAUUGAACCAGCAUCUCCGAAUCCACAGCGGUGAGAAGCCAUUCAUCUGUGCGGAGUGCGGGAAAACUUUCCGCCAGAAAGCAAUUCUCAAUCAACACAUCCGCACACAUCAAGGCGAGCAUGUGAGCCCUCAUCUUAUAUUCAAAAAUGGAAUGAAUCCAACUUUAUGGCCCCAAGAUGUUCCUUAUCCAGAAGAUGGAGACAAGGAAGGAGAUUUUGACGAAACAUCAUCGCAAAGAAACGGUCGAUUUUCUCCCGAGAGCCUUCACUAUCCAGCUUAUUAUAAAGACUCGAAAGGAGUGAUACACCCGGCUUUCGGUACCGGUGCGUUUGGAUUUUCAAAAAACGGUAAAAUUCCAGACCUCAUACAACAAGGAAGAAUGGCGGGAAUGCCGUUGUACGUUCGAUGUCCGAUUUGUCAAAAAGAAUUCAAACAAAAAUCCACGCUCCUUCAACACGGUUGCAUACACAUAGAGUCUCGGCCCUACCCGUGCGGAGAGUGUGGAAAACGUUUUCGGCAACAAUCGCAUCUCACGCAACACAUUCGGAUACACACAAACGAGAAACCAUAUCCGUGCGUGUAUUGCGGUCGGACUUUUAGACAGAGAACUAUAUUGAAUCAACAUUUACGAAUACACACGGGACAAAAACCUUAUAAAUGUGCUCAUUGCGGUAAAGACUUUCGGCAAAAAGCAAUACUCGAUCAACACACGCGAACUCACCAGGGUGAACGUCCUUUUUGUUGUCCCAUGUUGAAUUGCAGGAGGAGGUUUGGUAACGAGUCAGAAGUCAAAAAACACAUCGACAACCACAUGAACUCGUUAUCGAAACAGCGGAAAAGUUCAUCCGUAGAUGGAAAACACUCAUCUCUCAUGGGUCCACCUUCUAUUUUGGGUCGUCCACCGUCGUCGUUCAUAAAACCGGAACUGUAUUUUCCACAGUGUUACACUCCUGCAUUUAACGCUGUCGCACAAUUUGCUUCGGCUUCGCCCAACAGCGACUUCAAACCGCCUGCAAUACAAGCUCAGUGA
Molecule: messenger RNA, 2178 nt
Organism: Pediculus humanus corporis (human body louse)
Lineage: Eukaryota; Metazoa; Arthropoda; Insecta; Psocodea; Pediculidae
Product: zinc finger protein Xfin, putative
Exons: 5
Coding region: 1-2178 (725 amino acids)
Biological process (GO): regulation of transcription by RNA polymerase II
Molecular function (GO): DNA-binding transcription factor activity; RNA polymerase II cis-regulatory region sequence-specific DNA binding
Source: RefSeq, a predicted model, not a curated record